CUCCCUCCUUGCUCACCUUACCACCCCUCCUCCCCUUCCACGAAGCAGCCGAAACAUUCCGUCGAGUUGGAGACCACCACGCCCGCGCCCCACGAGAACAAACACUUGAGCGAUUCUCCCCGAUCGGCACCGGGUCCGGCCGGAUCGAAUCUCCCGCCACCGCUGCCGUUUCUUGGACGACUCCUUCCGAAUUUCCGACCCCCCAACCCUCAAAUCGCGCGCAUUUCAUGAGUAUUUUUUUCCUCGUUCCUUCCGUGGAUGCGAGGGAGCUGCUCAGGCUCGACCCGCCUUCUCUCCGAUCUUGCCGCCGCGCCGCCCCGCCCGGAGGCGCCUGCUCUCGCCGCCCGUCCCCGGAGAUAGCAACGGGCCGAUGGGCUAGGGAUUUCGCCCCAUCGGGAUCGCGAGCGGCUCGGCGGCCUGCGGGAUCUGCCCGUGGCCUGGCCCUUUAGGAACCCGGGACUUCUUGUUCGAUCCGAGAGGUUGCUCGUCUGGUGGAAAGAUCGCUCCUUGUCCGUCAUUCGGUCUCUGUAGAUGCAAGUAUUGGCAAGAGAGUACAGUAGUUCUUGGUUCUUGGGGGUGUGAAUGUUGUGUUGCGUGGGGAUCCAGCUUAUGGUAGAUUUUUCUCCUGAGUAGUUUGACUCGGGAGGGUAAAGAUUCGAUUUUGCUUUGCAUUUCUCGGGUGAUUAGCCACCCAAUUACUGUGCAAGAUUCCAGCUUAUCCUAGGUUUGCUGUUUAUGGGUUAAUGCAAGUGGUGGGAGGCAGAGCAACGAUUUGGACUUGUUUUACGAAUUGUGGGGACAUAUUCUUCGGGAGAUUCCGCCUUGUACAAAGAUAUCCCCUGCUCUGCAUUUGAUUUGAUGUUAAUUUUAGUAGUGGUGUGGAGCGCACCUAUUACCCAUUCUGAUUGUCCUGGCCGGUUGGGGAGAUGGGUUCCUCACAAGAAUCCACCUUCUCCUCGGCCUCAACAGCUGCACAAGUGAAGGCUUCCGCAUUGGACUUGCUCCCAGUCUAUGCCAAGGAGCUUAUCGCUGGUGGCGCUGCUGGUGCAUUUGCAAAGACUGCGGUGGCGCCACUGGAGAGGGUCAAGAUCUUAUUGCAGACAAGAACUGAAGGGUUUCAGUCCCUUGGGAUCCUCCAGUCCUUGAGGAAGCUGUUGCGGUAUGAGGGAGUUCGAGGCUUCUACAAAGGGAAUGGUGCAAGCGUGCUUCGGAUUGUUCCAUAUGCGGCAUUGCAUUACAUGACGUACGAGCAGUAUAGGUGCUGGAUAUUGAAUAAUUUUGCUCCAUCAGUAGGUACAGGGCCUGUGGUUGAUCUUUUAGCUGGCUCUGCUGCUGGUGGGACUGCAGUUUUGUGUACGUACCCAUUAGACUUGGCGAGGACCAAGCUGGCGUACCAGGUUUCAAACGUGGGCCAACCUAGCAGUGCUUUGGGAAAUUCUGGGCGACAACAAACAUAUAGUGGUAUAAAGGAUGUUUUCAAGACUGUUUACAAGGAAGGAGGUGCACGAUCUUUAUACCGCGGAGUAGGUCCGACUCUGAUUGGUAUCCUUCCAUACGCUGGCUUAAAAUUUUACAUAUAUGAAGAUCUGAAAUCUCAAGUUCCAGAAGAUUACAAGAAAUCAGUUAUAUUGAAGCUCUCCUGUGGAGCGUUAGCUGGUCUAUUUGGACAAACCCUUACCUAUCCACUGGAUGUUGUCCGGAGACAAAUGCAGGUUCAGAGCAAGCAGCCCCAAAAUGCAAGUGAUGGCUUCUGUAUAAGAGGAACUUUGCAGGGUCUCAUGCUCAUCAUUCGGUGCCAAGGGUGGAGACAACUCUUUGCUGGUUUGAGCCUUAACUAUGUCAAGGUUGUCCCUUCAGUAGCUAUCGGUUUCACUACAUAUGACAUGAUGAAGACCUUGCUAAGAGUGCCUCCUCGAGAAAGAGCCCAUCCAUCAGGUGGUAGCAAAUGAAGCAGUGUUGGCCUUUCUGGCGUUUGGACUAAUGAACUCAAGAAACUCUAGUCUGUGGCAUUGUAGUUCUGGGUGAUAGUUAUGAAUCCUAUCUCUAUGUUGCAUAGGAUGGAGAUGAUUGUAUGUCGGUGAGUUUGAUUUGUGUCUGCAACACUUGGUUGAGUUACUCUAGAACUGGCUUCAAAUCUAUAUUCAUUGUGCUACUUGUAAUUUGUGAGCUUGAGAUACGAUGACUGUACCCGAGAUUAUCCUACAUUAACUAUACAUAGAUUAAUACCCUAAUUGGACAUUCUAUUAUGAA
Messenger RNA from Phragmites australis (common reed), 2250 nucleotides. RefSeq names its product mitochondrial carrier protein CoAc1. Lineage: Eukaryota; Viridiplantae; Streptophyta; Magnoliopsida; Poales; Poaceae. Gene Ontology annotation, biological process: transmembrane transport. The record is from RefSeq and is a predicted model, not a curated record. Bases 927 to 1949 code for a protein of 340 amino acids. The transcript is spliced from 7 exons.